Funneliformis caledonium is the source of this 406-nucleotide messenger RNA. The record is from the annotation of a GenBank genome assembly. NCBI's taxonomy places the organism in Eukaryota, Fungi, Glomeromycota, Glomeromycetes, Glomerales, Glomeraceae.
UCAAUUUCAAAGAAUUUUUAUAAAACUAAAAUUAUUAUUCAAAAAAAACCUAAUUCUAAUAAUGAAUCCAUCACUUCUCCUUCGAUUAUUGAUGUUGAUAAGUUUAUCAAUUUCCAAGAUAUAUUUUCUACCUCUAGUGAAAAUGAAAGUAUUGAUCUUGAUCAAGAUGAAGAAAUUUCAUUUACUCUUAUUGUAAAGAAAGUGGAUGGAAAAUUAUUACCUGAAAAAUGGCUUACAUUUAUUGCUUCAACUUUUGAACAAUUUAUUGCUCAAAUUCAAAAAUAUAUCAAAACUAUGAUAGGAGAAGAGAUUGAUAAAGCAGAGUAUUCUUUAACUUAUAAAUCUGCUAACUCAAAUGGUUGGGGCUUGGAGUUAAGCGAGUUGAAAGAUUUUGAAAAGUUUUUGA